GUCCAUAGCAGAAGGUCAUCGCCGAGUAUAUAUACUGGCGUGGACAGACGGAGGCAUCAGCUACUGUCCUGCACCCACACCAACAUGAAGGUCCUGAUGAUGAUUGUGUUGGGCGUGGUGGCCAUGGCUGCCGCCCGUCCGUCUGACAUCAUCGACAUCGAGGAGGACCACAUGGAGCACGAGCAGGAGGGCGUCCCAGGCACGGCCGUCGAGGGCGAGUACUCGUGGGUAGCGCCCGACGGUAACGAGUACAAGAUCAAGUACGUCGCCGACCACUUAGGAUACCGCGUCGUCGAGGACAACGUCGUGCCUCAGUUCCGCGCCCUGGAGGUCGCCGAUGAUACUGCCGAGGACGACGAGGAAGAAGAGCCGAUAACCCGGACAGCUGAAGACGAGGAUGAAGAGAAGCCUGAAGUUGAUUCAUCUGAAGAGGAGGAGGAGGAGGAAGAAGACAACUAGAUAUACAAAUAAUUCAGAAAGUAAUGACGGAAACUUAACGUCAACAAUGCACCACUGUCUGGUAACUUGCCAAAAUAAAGUAUAUUUUUCUAACCCA
Messenger RNA from Homarus americanus (American lobster), 556 nucleotides. Its product is annotated as glutamic acid-rich protein-like. The coding region runs from base 85 to 459 and encodes 124 amino acids. Lineage: Eukaryota; Metazoa; Arthropoda; Malacostraca; Decapoda; Nephropidae. The transcript is spliced from 2 exons. The record is from RefSeq and is a predicted model, not a curated record.